AUGGCGCCCAUGCAGUCGUUUGUGCCUCACUCCGACACGCCCUCGCAGGCCGACACGCCGAUGACAGAUGCCAAUGAAGAGCCCGUCACGUCUGUGCCGGUAGACGCACCCAUGUCGGGAUAUCAUGACACUCCUGAUUACACUGACUCCGACACGAAUCCCAAUACGACCGCAAGCAGUGUUGCAGGCGACAUAGCUCCCGUCGAUGGACGCAGGCGGAGAUCUGAAGCUUUUCAGCUGAGGAAAAGUAUUCUGGGCAAAAAACAUGGCCGUCUCGACGAAUCCAAGGAGGAUGACUCCAUCCGCCGGUUCCGCUACCUGCUUGGGUUGACUGAUCUCUUCCGUCAUUUCAUUGAAACGAACCCGAAUCCCAGGAUCAAGGAGAUCAUGGCCGAGAUCGAUCGGCAAAACGCCGAGGAGGCCAAGGUGAAGAAAGGCACCUCACGUACUGGCGGCGCCAGCGGCGAUCGGCGGCGCAGGACGGAACAGGAAGAGGAUGCUGAGUUGCUUCGAGACGAGCGUCACGGCGGCGAAACAAACACGGUCUUCAGAGAAUCGCCUUCGUACAUCCAAGGAGAGAUGCGUGACUACCAGGUUGCAGGCUUAAACUGGCUGGUCUCGCUCCACGAAAAUGGUAUCUCUGGUAUUCUUGCAGAUGAAAUGGGCCUGGGCAAGACUCUACAGACCAUUUCGUUUCUCGGGUACCUACGCCACCUAUGUGAUAUCACUGGACCCCACCUUGUCGCGGUUCCCAAGUCUACGCUCGACAAUUGGAAGCGCGAAUUCCAGAAAUGGACACCCGAAGUGAACGUGCUCGUCCUCCAGGGCGACAAAGAGGAGCGCAAUCGGUUGAUCAAUGAGAGACUACUCUCGGAAGAUUUCGAUGUCUGCAUCACCAGCUACGAAAUGAUCCUGCGUGAAAAGUCCCAUCUGAAGAAGUUCGCCUGGGAAUAUAUCGUCAUCGACGAAGCCCAUCGGAUCAAGAACGAGGAGUCGUCUCUGGCCCAGAUCAUCCGCUUGUUCCACUCUCGUAACCGCUUGCUCAUCACUGGCACCCCCCUCCAGAACAACCUGCAUGAGCUCUGGGCACUCUUGAACUUCCUGCUCCCCGACGUCUUUGGUGAUUCAGAGGCCUUCGACCAAUGGUUCUCCGGCCAGGAUGCCGAUCAGGAUACGGUCGUCCAACAGCUGCAUCGCGUCCUGCGGCCGUUCCUCCUCCGUCGUGUGAAGAGCGAUGUGGAGAAGAGUCUGCUGCCAAAGAAGGAAAUCAACCUGUAUGUUCCCCUGUCCGAGAUGCAGGUCAAGUGGUACCAGAGGAUUCUCGAGAAAGAUAUCGAUGCCGUCAACGGAGCUGCCGGAAAGCGCGAGUCCAAGACCCGUCUUCUCAACAUUGUCAUGCAGCUUCGAAAGUGCUGCAACCACCCUUAUCUUUUCGAAGGAGCCGAACCGGGCCCUCCAUAUACCACCGAUGAACAUCUUAUCUUCAACGCCGGCAAGAUGGCCAUCCUGGACAAGCUCCUGACCCGUAUGAAGAGACAGGGCAGCCGGGUGUUGAUUUUCUCCCAAAUGAGCCGUGUGCUUGACAUCCUUGAGGAUUACUGUGUCUUCCGUGAAUACAAGUAUUGCCGCAUUGACGGUACCACGGCUCACGAAGACCGUAUCGCUUCUAUCGAUGAAUACAACAAGCCAGGCUCAGAAAAGUUCAUCUUCCUGCUUACCACCCGAGCAGGAGGUCUGGGUAUCAACUUGACCUCCGCCGAUAUCGUUGUCCUAUACGACAGCGAUUGGAAUCCUCAGGCCGAUCUUCAGGCGAUGGACCGCGCGCAUCGGAUUGGCCAGACCAAACAGGUUGUGGUGUUCCGGUUUGUGACGGAGAAUGCAAUCGAGGAGAAGGUGCUGGAACGUGCCGCGCAGAAACUUCGAUUGGACCAGCUUGUCAUUCAGCAGGGACGCGCUCAGCAGCAGAAUAAGAACGCCGCAUCCAAGGAUGAAUUGCUCGGCAUGAUUCAACACGGUGCCGCCAACGUCUUCAAUACCAAAGCCACGCCUAGCGGCCUGGCAGCUGGGAGCGAAUUCACCGAGGACGACUUUGAUGCGAUCAUGCGUAAGGGCGAGGAGCGUACUUCGGAACUCAACAAGAAGUAUGAGAGCUUAGGCAUUGACGAUCUCCAAAAGUUCAGCUCUGAAAAUGCCUACGAGUGGAACGGUCAGGAUUUCACCGACCGCAAGAAGGAUAUCGGGAUGACCUGGAUCAACCCGGCCAAACGUGAGCGCAAGGAACAGUUCUACUCCAUCGACAAAUAUUACCGCCAAGCGCUGGCUACCGGUGGUAGGACCGCAGAGGCGAAGCCCAAAGUUCCCCGGGCACCGAAGCAGAUCGCCAUUCAUGACUGGCAGUUCUUCCCGCCUGGUCUCCAGGAACUACAGGAGAAGGAAACCGCCUAUUUCCACAAGGAGAUCGGCUACAAGGCACAGCUUCCCGAUGGGCCCGAGGAAGAGCUCAGCGAGCGUGAGGCGGAAAGGGACCUGGAGCAGCAAGAGAUUGACAAUGCUGUUCCCCUCACUGAACAAGAGCAGGCAGAGAAGGCCAAGAUGUCGGAGGAAGGUUUCUCAACUUGGAACCGCCGAGAUUUCCAGCAGUUCAUCAACGGCUCGGCCAAGUUCGGACGCACCGACUACGCCGGUAUCGCCACCGAGGUCGACAGCAAGGACCCCGAGGAGGUUGAAGAAUAUGCCGAGGUCUUCUGGAAACGCUACACGGAGAUCCAGGACUACCCCAAGUACAUUCGCGUGGUCGAACAGGGAGAGGAGAAGGUCCGCAAGAUGAGCCACCAGCGCAAGAUGCUUCGCAAGAAGAUGGGAAUGUACCGUGUCCCUCUGCAGCAGCUCAAGAUCAACUACACCGUCUCCACAACGAACAAGAAAGUGUACACGGAGGAAGAGGACCGGUUUCUGCUUGUGAUGCUUGACAAGUAUGGCGUCGAUGGGGAGGGCCUCUAUGAGAAGAUCCGCGACGAGAUCCGAGAAUCGCCGCUUUUCCGCUUCGACUGGUUCUUCCUCAGCCGGACGCCCGUGGAGAUUGGACGUCGCUGCACCACCCUGCUCAACACUGUGGCGAAGGAAUUCGAGACCGAUGGGAAGCCAAACGGUGAAGCUGGCAAGGGACGUGGUCGGGACCGUGACGAGGAAGACGCCGAGAACGAAGAAGUCGGCGCUCCCGCAAAGAAGAAGAGCAAGAAUGGGACCGUGGCAAGUGUUAGUUGUUCAAUUAUCCCGUCCAAAAGAGAAGGAAGAAAGAAAAAGGCCCACUAA
Molecule: messenger RNA, 3312 nt
Organism: Penicilliopsis zonata CBS 506.65
Lineage: Eukaryota; Fungi; Ascomycota; Eurotiomycetes; Eurotiales; Aspergillaceae
Exons: 4
Coding region: 1-3312 (1103 amino acids)
Biological process (GO): regulation of transcription by RNA polymerase II; nucleosome organization
Cellular component (GO): chromatin; nucleus
Molecular function (GO): histone binding; nucleosome binding; ATP-dependent chromatin remodeler activity
Source: RefSeq, a predicted model, not a curated record